AUGUCUACGAGGCCGUUCUAUUUGCUGCUGCUGCUGCUGCUGAUCAGCAGCCAGUUGAGCUAUGGCUCGGAUGUGGCCACAACGCCAGAGUCGCCGCUGCUGAAGCAAUCCCAGAAUACUUUUGUGCAAUGGGUGCUGUCGCUGUUGCCACAACGUCCAGGCUCAGCGACGCCGGAGACAGUGACGGUGGCCACGUUGAGCAGCUCAGCGACUGCAGCGCCCAUGAGCAUGAGCUCCAGCACCGCCAGUCCGAGCAGCAGCACCAGCACCAGCACCACAGCAGCGCCAGCUACAAGCACCACAACAACUCGCAGAGCCACCACGACUGCACCACCGGCUCAGCCUACGCUGAAUCCGCCACGCAAUUGCAGCGACUGCGUCUGCGGUGUGGCCAACAUUCAAAAACGCAUUGUGGGCGGCCAGGAGACGGAGGUGCAUCAGUAUCCCUGGGUAGCUAUGCUGCUCUAUGGCGGACGCUUCUACUGCGCCGCCUCGCUGCUCAACGAUCAGUUCCUGUUGACCGCCUCGCAUUGCGUCUAUGGCUUCCGCAAGGAGCGCAUCUCAGUUCGCUUGCUGGAGCACGAUCGCAAAAUGUCGCAUCUGCAGAAAAUUGAUCGCAAGGUCGCCGAGGUCAUUACGCAUCCCAAGUACAAUGCACGCAACUAUGACAACGAUAUAGCCAUCAUUAAGCUGGACGAGCCUGUGGAGUUCAAUGAGGUGCUGCAUCCAGUUUGCAUGCCCACGCCUGGGCGCAGCUUCAAGGGCGAAACGGGCAUUGUGACGGGCUGGGGUGCGCUCAAGGUGGGCGGCCCCACCUCAGAUACGCUGCAGGAGGUGCAAGUGCCUAUACUCUCGCAAGAUUCCUGCCGUAAGAGUCGCUAUGGCAACAAAAUAACCGACAACAUGUUGUGCGGUGGCUUCGAUGAGGGCGGCAAGGAUUCCUGCCAGGGCGACAGCGGCGGUCCGCUGCACAUUGUGCCCAACGGCACGCGGGAGCAUCAAAUUGCCGGCGUCGUCAGCUGGGGCGAGGGCUGCGCCAAGGCCGGCUAUCCGGGCGUCUAUGCGCGCGUCAAUCGCUACGGCACCUGGAUCAAGAACCUCACCAAACAGGCUUGCCUCUGCCAGCAGGAGACCAAGAAGAUCAAAUAAAUUAGCAGCGAGCAGCGCAAAUAAUCAGACAGCGAUUCAAGAAACCAGUUUGGAAGUUUUAUAAGCGUGGCUUGCAAUCAAGUAAA
Drosophila busckii is the source of this 1235-nucleotide messenger RNA. Its product is annotated as trypsin-1. The transcript has 2 exons. The record is from RefSeq and is a predicted model, not a curated record. NCBI's taxonomy places the organism in Eukaryota, Metazoa, Arthropoda, Insecta, Diptera, Drosophilidae. Bases 1 to 1149 code for a protein of 382 amino acids. Gene Ontology annotation, biological process: proteolysis. Gene Ontology annotation, molecular function: serine-type endopeptidase activity.